Molecule: messenger RNA, 4575 nt
Organism: Hirundo rustica (Barn swallow)
Lineage: Eukaryota; Metazoa; Chordata; Aves; Passeriformes; Hirundinidae
Gene: ADD3
Product: adducin 3
Exons: 15
Coding region: 453-2483 (676 amino acids)
Biological process (GO): barbed-end actin filament capping
Cellular component (GO): postsynaptic density; cytoskeleton; plasma membrane
Molecular function (GO): actin filament binding
Source: RefSeq, a predicted model, not a curated record
AGCCCAGCGCCGCUCGCUGCCGCGGGCUCGCCGUGGCCGUCCCAGCCCCCUGCUCCGUCCGCGGCUUGGAAUUAUCCCCAUUAUGCGCUUGUCUUGGCGGGGAGGAAAUUCGGGAUCGCUGCCUUGAACUUUAGGCUGCAGAAAUGAGGGUUUACGAUGGGCCUUUCGGGAGUUUGUUCCUCGGUGUCGGUCGGUUUUCGUCUCGCGUUGGAAAGGUUGUUUAGGAAUUCAGAGCGGAGUUAGCAGGCACUGUUCGCUGCAGGCUUCAGGGCAGGCGGUGUCUGCAUGGCUGAACGAUGGGAUUUUGGCAGGGAAGCCCUGGAGUGGCUCUGUAAGGAGGGUAGAGCAUGCCUCAAAAGCACCGAGCCGGCCGUGGAGGUCAACUGUAUUACUAGAGAGGAGGAGAGCUGUGGAAAACUCAAGGGGAAGCCCUCCCUCGGCAGUGUUGAAGCAUGAGUGCUGAUGCCAGCCAGGUGGUGAUCACGACUCCUCCCGCGGCCACGAUGCCUCACAAAGAGCGGUACUUCGAUCGCAUCAAUGAGAAUGACCCGGAGUAUAUCCGGGAGAGAAACAUGUCCCCUGACCUGAGGCAGGACUUCAACAUGAUGGAGCAGAGGAAGAGGGUCACCCAGAUACUGCAGAGCCCUGCUUUUAGAGAAGAUCUGGAAUGCCUUAUUCAGGAACAGAUGAAGAAGGGCAAUAACCCCACUGGACUGCUUGCGUUACAGCAGAUUGCUGAAUACAUUACAGCGAGCACUUUCACAGGUUUUUCCUCGUCUUCACUCAGCCAUGGAAUGAUUACACCCAUCAAUGACCUACCUGGGGUAGAUACAUCCUCGUUUGUUAAGGGAGAAAAACUUACUCGUUGCAAGUUAGCCAGUUUAUAUAGAUUGGCUGACUUGUUUGGGUGGGCACAUUUGCCAAAUACCUACAUCUCAGUAAGAGUAAGCAAAGAACAUGACCACAUUCUAAUCAUUCCAAGAGGGCUGUCCUUCUCUGAAGCUUCAGCUUCUAAUUUGGUCAAAGUGAACAUCCUCGGAGAUGUGGUGGACCAGGGCAGCACAGCUCUCAGUAUCGACAGCGUGGGCUUCAGUCCACACGUGGCCAUCUACUCCACCCGCCCCGACGUCAGAUGUGUCAUACACAUACACACCCCGGCCACGGCUGCUGUUUCUUCUAUGAAGUGUGGCAUCCUUCCCAUAUCACAAGAGGCUCUGAUUCUUGGAGAUGUUGCUUAUUACAAUUACCAGGGAUCUCUUGAUGAACAGGAAGAGAGAAUUCAACUUCAAAAAGUUCUGGGACCCAGUUGCAAGGUCUUAGUCUUGAGAAACCAUGGUGUGGUAGCACUAGGAGAGACACUGGAAGAAGCAUUCCACUAUAUUUUCAAUGUGCAACUGGCCUGUGAAACGCAGGUCCAUGCAUUAGCUGGAGCAGGUGGAAUAGACAAUCUCCUACUACUGGAUCUGCAGAAGUUCAAGCCUUCCACACACGCCGUGGCAGCAAUGGGAGGAGGUGGAGUUAAUAUGGCUUCACAACAAAAAUGGAAAGUUGGGGAGCAAGAAUUUGAAGCACUCAUGAGGAUGCUGGACAACCUGGGAUACAGAACUGGCUAUGCCUAUAGGCAACCAUUAGUCAGGGAAAAACCCAGACAUAAGAGUGAUGUUGAGAUCCCAGCCACUGUGACUGCCUUUUCCUUUGAAGAUGAUACAGUCCCACUUUCCCCCCUGAAAUUCCUUGCACAGAGGCAACAGAGAGAGAAGACAAGAUGGCUUAACUCUCCAAACACAUACUUGAAAGUUAAUGUGCCUGAGGAGUCCUGGAACGGGGAAACCAGUCCCAGGACUAAGAUCACGUGGAUGAAAGCUGAUGACUCCUCCAAGACUAGUGGAGGAACACCAAUCAAAAUUGAAGACCCAAACCAAUUUGUUCCUCUAAACACAAACCCAAGUGAAGUGUUGGAAAAGAGAAAUAAGAUAAGGGAGCAAAACCGAUACGACCUAAAGACAGCGGGACCUCAGUCUCAGCUGCUCGCAGGGAUUGUCGUGGAUAAAAAGCCAAGUUCACCAGUGCAGUUUGAUGAUGAGCACGCGCCGCCGGCACCACCCAACCCGUUCAGCCACCUCACCGAGAAGGAGCUGGAAGAGUACAAGAAAACCAUUGAGCGCAAGCAGCUGGGGUUGGAAGAAAAUCAUGAGGAUUUCUACACCCAGAAUGCCAACCUAAUAUCUGUGGAGAUGCCAGUUGUGGUGGUGAACGGGAAGGAAGAUGCACACGACGUGGAGGAAGAUCUCACCAGGGGGGUCAGUCAGUUAACUAUGAGUACUGUGGAGAGCGUAGAGAUUACCAUUAAGGGCUCUGAAAAGAUAGAAGAGGCCCUGUCCCCUGAAGGGUCGCCUUCCAAAUCCCCUUCAAAGAAAAAGAAGAAAUUCCGCACCCCAUCCUUCCUGAAAAAGAGUAAAAAGAAGGAGAAGGUGGAAGUGUAAGUGCAGUUCUGUUGUGAGGGGACGUUGCACAUUUUAAACGUUUCAGUUGACCAUUAACAGCGUAGUGGUAGGGGUGUGCGGUAACUGGACUUUUAACCUAAACAAGUAGAAACUGGAAGAGGUUUUGCUUUAAAGAAACCAAACGAAGAGACAAACAAACGAAAAAAAAACCUUUCAUGUUAAUUGUAAAUUAAUUCAUCUCUCACUUAGCUGUGUCCGAAAUUGCUAUGAGGGUUGGAAACGUUGAUUAGUUUCGUGUAGAACUACACUGGCAGGUGCUCAAUUACCGUCAUAGCGAGGUCAAACACCAUCACAGUAUGCAGCAGCAAAUUCUGCCUGGAGUAUUUUGCAGACCUGAAAAUUUUCAGUACAGUAAAGUCUUUAUUAAAGUUGCUGUUGAGUGAUCAUACAACUUUUUAAAACUGCUGUCUCAUUUGGAAACCAGAUCAUACAUUUUUGUAUUGUGGUUUUUGACCAUAUAUUUUGUGUUUCUGUACCCCUAUUUGAUUGGGUACGUAUUAACAGCACACCUUUACAUCUUUUUUAAGAUUAGCUCAUAUAGAAAUAUUAUACACUGGCACAUAAUACUAGGGAAAAAACUGUGUAAGAGAAAGUUUAUUUGGAAUUAUACAAAAUGUCUAAAGAAUUCCAUUAUUCAAUAACUUUUUUGCCAAAUAUUUCAUUUUAGUGAAAUAUAAUUUUUGAAAACUUGUUUUUUAUUCUAUCAGUUGGGGCGGGGGAAACCCUUAUUUUUCAAGAAGGGGGAUUUUAUACACUUAACAUUGAUAAUUUAGUUUAACUGGCAAAACAAAAAGAAGAUUUUAUAUGUUCAAAUGUUUGUAUACCAUUCAGUAUAAAGGUAUUAUAAGCAUGUGAACCAAGCAUUUAAUAGUUAGAGUGUAUUUAAGAAUGCUUGGUUUAGAGUAUACUUAAAUAUAAUUCAGGAAUCCAGGGACUUCAAAAUCAAAGGAUAAAAGCAUAUAAAAUUGAACUGGAUUCAUGUUUAAAAUUUAUUUGUGGGUUGUUCUUUUUCUCUUUCAUGGUAUUGCUAAUGAAUGAAGAAAAAUAAUCUCAUAACAUAACCAAAUGAAGGAAACAAAAAUGUUAAAAGGGAAAGUGAAAUAGUAGGGAAAUAGGAGGAGACAAAGAAAGUAAAAGUUUGGUGAUUAUUUUUUUUAAAUAUAUGAUAUGGAUUGCGGAAUAUUUUUAUUAAAUCAGCAGAGUGACAUUUCCAUAUUAGAGGUUUUUAAUAAUUUGUAUGGAUUCAUGCAGAGUGCAACACUUUGGGUUUUUUCUGCAGUUUCAUUCAAAUCGUAAAAGGGUCUCGUGAAUCUGUGUUGUCCUUUGGAUGAACCCAGAGCAAAUCAGAGCCUAGUGCCAUGGGUAAGGGGGGUACUGCCACUUACUCAUUUUUACUUGUAUUGUCAUUUUAGUACUUUUACUGUAUUGUAAAUACAAACUAAACAUAGAAAUUAACAUAGGGGUUUCUUCGCUGUGUCAAAUGUCUGUAAAUCAGUCAUCACAAUAGGAAGUACAUCUUUUAAGAUCCAUGUGAUUCCCAAAUUACCGGUUGAAAUAUUAUACCGUAUGUAAUUGUUAAAUAUGGCUGGAGAGUGGUUUGGCAUGCAAAAAUGUUGAUUAUAGCAUGUUCGGGGGCUGGUUAGCUUUGACCGUGUAAGUGUGAUAAUGCAAUGUUGGAAUGGAUCCUGGAAACAAUUUUCUAGCUGUCACUAAAUACUGGAAUCAGUGUUUUUAAUCAUAGUGGAAACUUUCAGUUGCUUACUUUGUUUUUUAUGUUCUACAUUAUUUGUGUUGUAUUACAACAUAUGUAGAAACAGUAACCUGUGAACUACGCUUUUCAUAACUUUUUUAAAAAUAUAUCUAAAUGAAUGCAAUGUGCAUAAAUAUUUUUUAAACUGCAACCGUGAACUAUUUGCACCUUUUGCUAAUGCCUCUAUUUACUUGCUUUGGCAUAAAGAAUGAGCCAGCCAACUCUUGUGUCCUGUGGAAAAUAUAUAAAUGUUAUCUGAAAUUGCUCAUAGAUGUAAUGCUAAUUAAUGUUAAAUCACAAAUAAACAGUAUUUUAAAUAGA